CCCCCAAUUCCUUUCUCCUUCUCCUCCAAAGUUCAAACCCUCUCCACUCUCGAUCUCAAUCUCCAUCUCCAUCAUCGCCACCAUGGCCACGCCGCCCUCCGCCGUCAUCGCCGCCGCCCCCCCUCACAUUGUCAUCUGCGGCGGUGGCGUUAUCGGCGCCUGCACCGCCUACUACCUCUCCACAAAGUCGUCGUCCUCCCCCGCCGCCCAUAUCACCAUCAUCGAGCGCUCCUCCAUCGCCUGCGGCGCCUCCGGCAAGGCCGGUGGCUUCCUCGCUCUUGACUGGUGCGCUCCUCCUCUCUCCCAUCUCGCUCAUGCCAGCUUCCUCCUCCACCGCUCCCUCUCCGCCUCCCUCUCUGGCCCUCUCUCCUACGGUUACCGCCCUCUCCACGCACUCUCCCUCUCCAUCCACCCCGAACCACACUCCUCUCCUCCCUCCCGCUCCCUCCCUCCCUGGAUCGACUCCUCCAACGCUGGAUCACCCCGCACCAUCGGCACCCCCGAAACCACCGCUCAAGUCCAUCCCCAGCUCUUCACCCAAACCCUAAUCUCUGCCUCCUCCGCCGAAGUCCUCAUCGGCGAGGUCACACGCAUCGAGGUCAUCGAAGGUCGCGUCACCGGGGUGAUUCUCAAGGAUGGGCGUGAGAUCCCCGCUGACGCCGUCGUGCUGGCAUUGGGGCCAUGGUCUAGCCGGUCGUCGAUCGUUUCCUCCCUGUUCGGCAUCUCUGUGCUCAAAGCUCACAGCAUCGUGGUGCGGCCCCGUGAGGCCGACGCCAUCACUCCGCACGCUCUCUUUCUCAGCUACCAAGAUUCGCCGGCCGCCCCAACGCUCGACCCCGAGGUCUAUCCCCGCCCAACUGGAGAAGUAUACAUUUGCGGAAUGACACAGGAAGUGGAGGUGCCUGAAGAUCCAGUGACGAUUGUUCCAGACCCAGUGUCAAUAAGGAUGUUGCAUAAGAUUGCCGGUAACGUAUCAAGCCAUUUGAAGGAUGGGGAAGCUGAGGUGGUGGCUGAGCAAGCGUGCUUCCUCCCCUGCAGUGAUGAUGGCUUGCCAGUGAUUGGGGAGGUGCCAGGGGUUGAGAGGUGUUAUGUUGGAACUGGCCAUAGUUGCUGGGGGAUUCUGAAUGGUCCUGCCACUGGUGCAGCACUGGCUGAGCUUAUUUUGGAAGGUAGGGCAACAACUGUUGAUCUCAAGCCAUUUAGCCCGGCCAGGUUUCUCCGGGGAAGGAAAGUUUCAAGCUAGGCGGAAAGUGGUUGUCUGGAUGUGCUGGUGAUUGAUUAUCACUGCAUUGGGUGCAAUGACGAAGAACAAAUAAUUAUCUCAAUGCUACAUGAAAGAUCAAAAAUAAAAUGUCAC
Dioscorea cayenensis subsp. rotundata (Guinea yam) is the source of this 1357-nucleotide messenger RNA. RefSeq names its product putative oxidoreductase TDA3. The transcript is spliced from 2 exons. The record is from RefSeq and is a predicted model, not a curated record. NCBI's taxonomy places the organism in Eukaryota, Viridiplantae, Streptophyta, Magnoliopsida, Dioscoreales, Dioscoreaceae. Gene Ontology annotation, cellular component: cytoplasm. Bases 83 to 1243 code for a protein of 386 amino acids. Gene Ontology annotation, molecular function: oxidoreductase activity.